Molecule: messenger RNA, 2647 nt
Organism: Homalodisca vitripennis (glassy-winged sharpshooter)
Lineage: Eukaryota; Metazoa; Arthropoda; Insecta; Hemiptera; Cicadellidae
Exons: 5
Coding region: 16-843 (275 amino acids)
Source: RefSeq, a predicted model, not a curated record
ACGUGGACAUCCACGAUGCCUGUGUCUACGGCAAUCUCCUCUGUAGCUGUCAUUGGCAAAACGUUGAGGCCUCGAGAUUGCAACAGCCACAUCAAUGUAAAGGAAAUAAAUAACCCUCCCUAUCUCUACAUCAACUCCACAAAUGCUACUGACAGGUUCACUGUAAUAAUGGUGGAUGCUGGUCCCCAAGGAAGAGGUCCUGACUAUCUUCACUGGAUGGUCACCAAUGUAUCGAUAAACACACCAAACUACCAACAUCUAUCACCAAUUAAUAUUAUUGUUGAUUAUGAGAAACCGUUGUUGAUGAUGAGAUCGCCAACACUGAUACGUUUUCUUGUGUUCCGUCACGACAACGUGUUGAGAGUCCCAUUCGGGGAACUCUGGGUCACCCGCAAGAGAGACUUCUCCCUCAGCUUGUUGUACAGCAACACAUCGCCUACACUGCGACUUUGCGGUCCUGUGGCGGGAAUUCAGUUUCUGGGUCCACGACGACUCGGGCCAGACCGUAUUCCCUCCCGGGGCCCCGCCAGGUCCUGUAUACGUCCCUGUAGUACCUGUCCAGCCUGGCUACGUGCCAGUGGGAGUUGCUCCUGUCCCUGCCCAGUCCGGCUACGCCCCUGCUCCUGCCCAACCCGGUUACGCUCCCGCCCCACCCGGUUACGCUCCCGCACCACAACCUGGUGUUAUACCCAGCAACCCUCAACACACAUACACGAAUUUUCCCAAGAAAAGUGCGGCGGUGAUUUCGCAUCCCCUUCAAUGCCUUCUAGUACCUGUUCUUAUGAUUGCAGUAUUUUGGAUUAUUUAAUUGUUUUAGUUGAUUUAUAUAAUGCUGUUGUGUAAUGUAAUUUUUCAUAAUCCAUUGUGGCUAGUAUAUGAGGUCAAUUUAAUUUGUGAUUUGUAUGUGAUAAUGUAGUAUAUUAUGUAUUUAAUUUAACAUAUGUAACAUCAAAUAUUGUUAUAAUUUAUUUUAAAAUUAAUUACAUUAGUUACAUAUACUAUUCUAUGAAUGUGCAUUAUACCGACAGUUUUAAGGGUUAAUUUUAUGAAAGUUUGAUUAAGCUGAUAGCAGCUUUAGAUUAUUCAACAAAAAACUAUCGUUGGUCUGAAAAUUGUAUGUUCAGCUAUAUGAGAUUUUAGGUAAGUACGUGGUAUGUUUUCUUAUACCAAAUAAAAAUCGUCCUUAAUUUUCUGUGUAGCACACAUACUAGCACGUCAGGUGUUUACAUUGCAAUGUAUCUAAGGUUUAAAUUUUGGAGGACUCAAAAUCCAUAUCAUAUUCCAUGGGGUUGAGGCCAAAUGGAAACUUCUUAUUUUCAUCAUAAUUCAUUAAACAUAAAGGGCGUUUGAAAAUGUAAAUGGAAACUCUGAGAAAUGGGUAAAUGGGUGGGACAAAAAUGUGUUCUCUUUUAUUGCCCAAUCUCACUUUUGUUAACACCUACGUUAAUAUUUGAACAUUUGUAACUCAAAAACAGUUGAAGUAUUUAUAUUAUUAUUUCUUAACUCAGACUACAAAGUUAUAACAUAUUGUUACUGCUUAAAAAGAAGGGUAAUAUUUAAAUGUUGAUAUUAAUUUCUAUAAAUUCUUGUUCUGAUCUAAUAAAAACUUAGCGUCAGAUUAAAACUAUAGGACACUAUAUAUUUUAUUCAUCUUAUGAAAUUGAAUUUAACAAAAUUUAAAUAGGCUUUACGUACAUUAUACUUAAAAAAUAAAAAUGUAUUUUGCAAUUAAAAAUUAAUUUCUUGAUAAAUUAUUAUUUUUUGAAUGUUUCUAAACAUAAUAAAUAUCUGUACUAAGGUAUACAAAUUUUCCCAUUCGUUUUGUAUUAGGCCUACUUCGGUUUAAUUUUUUUAAAUUGAUACUUUUUUGAAAUCGGACUCACUUUGAUCUAAUAUUGAUCUAAAAUGUUAUAAUUAAAAUGGGCUUUUCUACAUAAAAGCUGUCUGCAAUAUGGUGGUAAAAUAAAAUUCGUAACUAUUUCAGAUAGUUGGUAAUUCUGGAUUUCGUUUCAAUACUAGAACAUAUAAAUAAAAGGAGUAGUUAAAUUUGAAUUUUCGUUUUGUAAUUGUAGUGCCACUGAAAAUCAAUAGUUAUUUUGAAAUGUAGAAAGUUUUUUUCCAGAAUAUUAAGGAAAAUUUUGUACCUAUUACAAGUUACCUCUGUCUUCAUUUCCUAGGCACCAGUAAUCUAACUAAACUAACUAGCGAAUUUAAACCUUCCUAUUACACCCUUCAACACUUUUCCUCUUUCGUUUUCUCUUAGUAACUGUUUAUUUAAUCUCAAUCAUAAAUACUAAAUGAAAAUAUGUUUUUUAGGGUACAAAGCAUUUUGACACAAAAAAUAGUUUUGUUUUUACCUCUUUAGGAAUACAAAAUAUAUCUGACCUAGUAAAAUAAUCAUGUGCUUUUGUUUAUUACAGACUUGUGAAUUAUUGGACAAUGAGUCUUUCAAUAAAGAAUAUUUUAAAGUGUGUUUUAUAUGGGUUUUUGUUUUGAAUCGUUUUAAACGUUGCCUACUAUUUUCGUAGUUUGUUCAUACAAAAACUUUAUGCUAUCAUAUUUAUAAUACUGAAAGUUGACAUAAUUAAUUAUGGGAAAUGAAAACAUGUUGUUGUUAUGUAACGCAAUAAAAUGUUGUUUAAACGAA